AUGACUGACCCUGCCGAAGAGGCUGCUUACAUCGAGAAGCUCUAUGAAUACGGAGAGCAGCUCAACAAUGCCAAGGACAAGUCUCAGAAUGUGCAGGAUUACCAGGGCAUCAUAGAUGCGGCGAAGACGAGUGUGAAGGCGAAGCAGCUCGCCGCGCAGCUCAUUCCCAAGUUCUACAAAUACUUUCCUGACCUCUCUGGCCCCGCCCUUGAUGCCCAUCUUGAUUUGGUUGAGGCUGAGGAGCUCGGCGUUCGUGUGCAAGCAAUUAGAGGUCUGCCACUUUUCUGUAAGGAUACACCUGAGAAUAUUGGGAAAAUGGUUGAUAUUCUUGUGCAAAUUCUUGGCUCUGAGGAAUUUGUGGAGCGUGAUGCUGUACAUAAGGCUCUUAUGUCACUGCUGAGGCAGGAUGUGAAAGCUUCUUUGACGGCCUUGUUCAAGCACAUUGGCAGUGUUGAAGAGCCAAGUACUGAUGAUGUUAUCCGUGAGAAAGUUAUAAACUUUGUUAGAGAUAAGGUUUUCCCUAUCAAAGCUGAAUUGUUGAAGCCCCAGGAGGAAAUGGAAAGACACAUAACUGAUCUCAUAAAAAAGAGUUUAGAAGAUGUCACUGGUAUAGAAUUUCGAAUGUUUAUGGAUUUCCUUAAGAGUUUGAGCCUAUUUGGAGAAAAGGCUCCAGCAGAACGGAUGAAAGAGCUUAUUGGAAUCAUUGAAGGGCAAGCUGAUUUAGAUGCGCAGUUCAAUGUUUCAGAUGCAGAUCAUAUUGACAGGUUGAUAUCAUGCCUUCAUAUGGCACUUCCAUUUGUUGUGAGGGGUGCAUCAAGCAGCAAAUUUCUCAACUAUAUAAACAAAUACAUAAUACCUGUUUUUGACCAGCUUCCUGGAGAACGGAAGGUAGAUUUACUCAGAAGCCUUGCAGAAUUUUCACCUUAUACAACACCACAAGAUUCACGCCAAAUGCUUCCUUCUAUUGUUCAGUUGUUGAAGAAAUAUAUGACUUGGAAGAAAACUGGAGAAGAGAUGAACUUUACCUAUGUUGAGUGCUUGUUGUACACAUUUCAUCACCUAGCUCAUAAGGUUCCUAAUGCAACAAAUAGUUUAUGCGGAUACAAAAUUGUUACUGGACAGCCAUCUGAUAGGCUUGGAGAGGACUUUUCUGAGCAUUAUAAUGAUUUUACUGAAAGAUUGAAUAAUGUUGAGGAGUUCACCCGAGCUACAAUCAAGAAAUUAACUCAAGGAAUGGAUGAAAACAACAAAUCUAUGGCAGGUGCUAAAACUGAUGAAGAAAAGGAAAAGAUUAAAACUAAGAAGCAGAAUGCCACAACCGGGUUGCGGACCUGUAAUAACAUCUUGACAAUGACAAAGCCAUUGCGUGCCAAAGUGCCUUCCUUUAUUGGAGAUAAGAGAAUCAAUCUCUCUUGGAAAGAAGCAACAAAAACUGCAUCAUCCAAUGCGCCAGCUUCUGGAGCAAAACGGCCUGCUAAUGCUGCCAACGGGUCCAAUAAUAUUGCAUCAAAGAAAGGUAGAGGUGGUGGUGGUUUACAAAAUCAACUUGUCAAUAGAGCACUGGAAGGAUUAUCUGGUGGAGGGAGAGGGGGUAUGAGGGGCAGAGGCCGGGGCUGGGGUGGUCGUGGAAGAGGAAGAGGAGGGUAUCGGUAA
Sphenostylis stenocarpa is the source of this 1653-nucleotide messenger RNA. NCBI's taxonomy places the organism in Eukaryota, Viridiplantae, Streptophyta, Magnoliopsida, Fabales, Fabaceae. The record is from the annotation of a GenBank genome assembly.